UAUCUGACAAUCGCAUACAAAUACCCACGAGGAACAGAUUAAUUUCUAACCAACGCAAACUGAUACCCUCCACACAAAUUAAUAUAUGUUCAUCGCAGACUAAUACCAACUACACAUAUUCGAACCACCUAAACUAAUAUCCAUUCAUUGCAAACAAAUAUUAUGGUUUCAUGGGCUGAAGGCCCAUGGGCCCUCGGCGGGCAGUCCUAACUAAGGUUGCAAACCUUAUGUGUUAGGAUUUGAUAGUGUGUUUAGUUUUUAUGGAACACACAAUAUCCAUUACUUUACAAACUAAUAUCCAUCGCAUGAAUAUCAUUAUAUCCUAUCAUCACAUACUAAUAUCAGUACAUUAAAAAACAAUCUAUCACUAACCAAUAUUCAUUACAUGCGGGAAAACAAAAAAAGAAGGGUAAAUACAAUUUAAUAUCCAAACCUUUCAUCUUAAACAAUAUAAUAGCCAAACUUUUUCGAAAACAAUCUAAUAUCCAAAUCAUCAACUUUCCGUCCGUUUGACCGUUAGUUGACACUUCAAAAAAACUUUGUUUAGGGGAAAUUGUCACAGUACAACUUUGUUUUCUUGUUUUGGCAUUGCAGAUGACUUAAUAUUUAGAUAUUCUAUACCAUCGUGGUGGAGUCAUGGACUUCUCGGGUUUGGAAUCACGAUAUGAUGGUGUUUUUUCAGAGAAGAUAUCGAUGGAUAUUGAUGAAGUGUCAACUAAUGGUCAAACGGACGGAAAGUUGACGAUUUGGAUAUUAAAUUUUUUUUCGAAAAUGUUUGGCUAUUAUAUUGUUUAAAAUGAAAGGUUUGGAUAUUAAAUUGUAUUUACCCAAAAAAGAAAUUAGAAAGAUAAAGAUGGGUUGGGAAUUUAAUGGGCCAUUACUUCUCUUUUUUUUCUUUUUCGAGCGAAAGGAAGGCUCAAGAUAGGGUGCACUCUUCCAUAAUUAAGGUUGAACAAAUCAAUCCGCAAACCGACCCACCCGUCCAACCCGAUUCAAUUCAGUUGUAUUUUAUUGUUAGGGUUAAUUGCAUGGCUGGUCACUGAGAUUACUAAAAUAGGUCAAGUUUGGUAACUCGAAAUAUUUAAAUCCAUUGGUCGUACUUCAAUUUACUGAAACCGUUCACGUUUGGUAACUAGAAAUAUUUGAAUUGUCACGUCAGACAUUUAACGGUCAACUUUUAAAGUUGACCACCACGUAAGUAAAAGUUAAUGGAGUUGGACGGAGAGUGAUCUAACGUGAACGAUUUCAAUAAACUAUAGUACUAACAAUGGAUUUAAAAAUUUCGAAUGAUCAAACUUGAAUUUUUUUUAGUAAUCUGAGUGACCAUCCAUGCAAUUAACCCUUUAUUGCUAAAACUAAAAUGUUUCUUGAUUUUCAUUAAAAAAAAAAAAAACAGAAAAUAAAAUGGAAAGUAAACAGGGCAUCAAGUUCUACACACAACUAACACAAGUCCAGAAAAUCUAAACCUCACAGCGCGCGAAAUGGGAAUAUCAUCGCCAACCCCUCUGCGAGUCAGCAUCAGUGCCAGAUUCGUAACAACAAUAUCUCGCUCGAUCUCGAAGGACCCGGAACCAUGGCUGUCCACCACCAUCACGGGGAAGCAUGGCAGUAAUCGUACUACUAGACUCUCCAUUAUCGCUCGCCUUGGCUCUUGUCCUCUUCCUAUUCCUAUUUCGCUUCACCCUCGUCGCCCUCUAUCUCAUCCUCCUCUUCGCACUCUGUUCCAACCUCGUUCACCUCGUUUUCGACCUCCUCUGUUCACCAUCGCCUCCAUGACUUCUUCCGCUUCCUCCGAUCCCAAGACAGUUAGGGUUGUGAUAAAGGGCAGGGUUCAGGGAGUGUUCUACAGGGACUGGACGGUGGGAAACGCGACGGAGUUGGGGCUUAAGGGCUGGGUGAGGAAUCGCAGAGACGGCGCCGUCGAGGCUCUCUUCUCCGGGGACCCGGCUAAGGUUGACGAGAUGUCGCAGAGGUGCCGCCGUGGCCCUCCAUCCGCUGUCGUCACUGGGCUUGAGGUUUUCCCCUGCGAUGACGAUCCUGGCUCCGGAUUUGAGCGCAAACCAACGGUGUGAUUUUCGGGGUUUGUACUUUUUUUUCUCUCCCUUUUUGUGGAUAUUAUAUAAAGGAGCUGGGAAGCCUACCUGUACCUGCUGCUUUAAUAUGUACGUUUGGCCUACGAAUGAAUAAUAAUGAGUGCCGAAAGUUGAGACCCGCAAUGUAAUUUUGAUCGAUUAUGAAGCUGUGGAACUCAAUGCAGUCUUUUGGCACUUGGUUUGGUUCUUGAGAAUCUAUAUCUGCUUAGUUUGUGCUGUUUUUAUUUGCUUUCAGAGUAGCUUCCUUCCAAGUUCAAAGGAGCGGUGAUAAUCAUUUGAUCUGCAGUGAGGCAGCGUUAGCACUUGUUGUUGCCUUUACGUUGAUAGCAUAAUACUGUUUGCCUCAAGUUUGCUUGUUGGGUAUAUACAAGUUUCUGAACAGAAACUAUACAAGGUGUAUAUUGCAGCCAUAUGCGAGCGAAAGGGCUCCAAAUACAACCUGGCUAGAGUAGCCACGCCAUUACUGAUAAUUCAGGAAGAGAGGAUUCUACUUUGGUGAAACGUCUCAACAUUUCACUCAAGCGGCAGGGCAGGAUCCAGCAAAGUGCACGAGGAAGAACUUUCUCGAAUGGAGCGCAUAGGUAUUUAAGUGUAAUCAAUAAUCAGUUGGACAUAAACUCCGUGACAGAAAAUGGGACAGUACAUUUUGUAAGGAGAUGACUGCAGGAGUGGCACGAAAUCCUUCCAAGAAAGCUGGGACGGAUUCCUCUUCUUCGAAGCACAAAGAGCAUCGAUUCGGAAAGGAAGGCUCCACCCUCUCCUUAGGUACCUCUUCGAAUCUUUUAUAUCCUACUAUAACUAGAGAAGAUCACGUCGAAAAUUCGCUUGACUGCUAAUUACUUACCGAGGUAAUUGCAUGUUAGAUUUAUGUCAGUAGGGUGGUAAACCAAGUAUUGGGCAGUGGACGACAAUAAACUGGUGUGUGCUUAGGUUAUAGAUAGCAGCCAGGACAUAGCUAACUAUGUUUUAUGUUAAUUGUUAGUUAGAAUGCAUGAAGGUUUUUCCCCCUCUCUGAUGAAAUGACAGCCGCCCUUUGUACCUCCUUACUGGCAUUGUGUGGUCUAAUAAUAUAUGUGCUUGGUAUGCCGUCAUUGUAGUUGUUAAAGGAGUUUCACAUUCAAACUAUCAUUAAGACUGGUAUAACUGUUUUCUGAUUUAGUCGUAGGAAGCACAGUGCUUUGUUAUGAUUGCCCAAGGGAGAACCAGUGGGCUUCAUAAUCUAUUAAUAAAUAUUUGGAAUGCUU
Messenger RNA from Linum trigynum, 3337 nucleotides. The record is from the annotation of a GenBank genome assembly. Lineage: Eukaryota; Viridiplantae; Streptophyta; Magnoliopsida; Malpighiales; Linaceae.